GGUGCUGGGCUAUAAAAACAAAUGGAACUGCGAUGCAGUUGCUUUAGUUGACAGAAUUCUCGACGCAGUCACAGCAAAAAACCGAAGGCGGCUAGAAAUCAACAAAUUUCCAGUUCGAGCGUUUCUAAAUUCUGGUUAUCCCGUUGAGCAAAUAUCCUAAAUUUCAAGGAAAAUGGCUGGACGCGAUGCGGCUUCCAAUCAGUUGAUUGACUACAAAAACUCCCAAACGGUUUCUCCAGGUGCCAUUACCACCGGCAAUGGAGCACCCAUUGGAAUCAAGGAUGCCACCCAGACGGUGGGUCCGCGAGGACCCGUCCUGCUGCAGGACGUGAACUUCCUGGAUGAGAUGUCGCACUUCGACAGGGAGCGGAUUCCAGAGCGUGUCGUGCACGCCAAGGGAGCUGGUGCUUUUGGCUACUUUGAGGUGACCCACGACAUCACCCAGUACUGUGCCGCCAAGCUUUUCGACAAGGUCAAGAAGCGCACUCCACUGGCCGUGCGAUUCUCCACUGUGGGUGGUGAGAGCGGAUCUGCGGACACCGCCCGCGAUCCUCGAGGAUUCGCCAUCAAGUUCUACACUGAGGAUGGCGUCUGGGAUUUGGUUGGCAACAACACGCCGAUCUUCUUCAUUCGCGACCCGAUCCUAUUCCCCAGCUUCAUUCACACCCAGAAGCGCAACCCGCAGACGCAUCUGAAGGAUCCGGACAUGUUCUGGGACUUCCUCACCCUGCGACCGGAGUCCGCCCACCAGGUGUGCUUCCUGUUCGGCGAUCGCGGCACCCCCGACGGUUACUGUCACAUGAACGGCUAUGGCUCGCACACCUUCAAAUUGAUCAAUGCUAAGGGCGAGCCCAUCUAUGCAAAGUUCCACUUCAAGACGGACCAGGGCAUCAAGAAUCUGGACGUGAAGACCGCCGAUCAGUUGGCCAGCACUGAUCCGGAUUACAGCAUUCGCGAUCUGUACAACAGGAUCAAGACCUGCAAGUUCCCCAGCUGGACGAUGUACAUCCAGGUCAUGACCUUCGAGCAGGCCAAGAAGUUCAAGUACAACCCCUUCGAUAUCACCAAGGUCUGGUCGCAGAAGGAGUACCCUCUGAUUCCUGUGGGCAAAAUGGUGCUGGAUCGCAAUCCCAAGAACUACUUUGCUGAGGUGGAGCAGAUCGCUUUCAGUCCCGCUCACCUGGUGCCCGGCGUUGAGCCCUCUCCGGACAAGAUGCUGCAGGGUCGACUGUUCUCCUACUCGGACACCCAUCGCCAUCGCCUGGGACCGAACUACUUGCAGAUCCCGGUGAACUGCCCGUACAAGGUGAAGAUUGAGAACUUCCAGCGCGAUGGUGCCAUGAAUGUGACGGACAACCAGGACGGUGCCCCCAACUACUUCCCCAACUCGUUCAACGGUCCCCAGGAAUGCCCCAGGGCCAGGGCCUUGUCCUCCUGCUGUCCGGUGACUGGAGAUGUCUACCGCUACAGCAGCGGCGACACCGAGGACAACUUCGGCCAGGUCACCGACUUCUGGGUGCAUGUGCUCGACAAGUGCGCCAAGAAGCGCCUGGUGCAGAACAUCGCCGGCCAUUUGAGCAACGCCAGCCAGUUCCUGCAGGAGCGAGCCGUCAAGAACUUCACCCAGGUGCACGCCGAUUUCGGUCGCAUGCUGACAGAGGAACUCAACCUGGCCAAGUCCUCGAAGUUCUAAGCGCAGCGAGCGGAUUCGCCGGAUCAGACUUGGUUUUUGGCCUUAAUUACAAUUAAUCCAAUGGAACUAAUUAUUCCAGCAACACCACCAUCACCCAUUCCGAAAUUGACUAAGGAAAGCGAACGCUUUUCGGAUCUUUGGUUGAGGGAUUAAAUUGAUUUAACCACGAAAUGUGUCUUGUCUUGUUUUGAUAUUCAAAAUUGUUUUAGUCAUAAACAAAUUACACUUACAAAAUAUAUAUGUAUAUGCAAUGGA
Molecule: messenger RNA, 1948 nt
Organism: Drosophila sechellia
Lineage: Eukaryota; Metazoa; Arthropoda; Insecta; Diptera; Drosophilidae
Gene: Cat
Product: Catalase
Exons: 3
Coding region: 173-1693 (506 amino acids)
Biological process (GO): response to hydrogen peroxide; hydrogen peroxide catabolic process
Cellular component (GO): cytoplasm; peroxisome; mitochondrion
Molecular function (GO): heme binding; catalase activity
Source: RefSeq, a predicted model, not a curated record